This is a messenger RNA of Hansenula anomala, 1363 nucleotides long. It is a transcript of the gene GSM1, whose product is annotated as Gsm1p. Gene Ontology annotation, biological process: regulation of DNA-templated transcription; cellular response to starvation. Gene Ontology annotation, cellular component: nucleus. The record is from RefSeq and is a predicted model, not a curated record. The transcript is spliced from 2 exons. The coding region runs from base 29 to 1363 and encodes 444 amino acids. Gene Ontology annotation, molecular function: RNA polymerase II transcription regulatory region sequence-specific DNA binding; DNA-binding transcription factor activity, RNA polymerase II-specific; zinc ion binding. NCBI's taxonomy places the organism in Eukaryota, Fungi, Ascomycota, Saccharomycetes, Phaffomycetales, Wickerhamomycetaceae.
GUUGAAACGUCAGGUCAAUGGCGCCAAUAUGACAAAGAAACUGCCCUUGAACGAACGGUUGAACAGGAAGCCGAUAUCCAGAGCAUGCAAGUUCUGCCACCAGAAGCAUCUACAGUGCGACCAAGGACGGCCUUGUAAGAAUUGUACUAAAAGAGGUAUAGCUCAUGAGUGUCAAGACGUGGAAAGGAAAAGAGCCAAGUAUCUUUCAGAUGAACAAUCCAAAGGUGAAAAAUCAACAAGAAAGAGGAAUCAUUCUUCAUCUUCAUCCUCAGAGACACCAGAUGUUACUUCAAGAAGAACUUCAUCAGUCGCUGUGAAUGAUGCCAAAUUCCAACCAAUACUACCAAAUGUUGGUGAUACCAACCAUAAGUCAUUGUUCCCCAAUACUACAUCACCUCCAAUGAAAACUAACACCUCAACAACAACAAUUGAUCCAACACGAAGCACAGCAUCUCCACAAAUAACGCGACUCAUUAAUGAAUCACAUUCUGAUUCACCUCAUCAACAAGAUGUAUUCUCAUCAUUGUUUGCCAAUCAAGAAUAUACCCAAUUGACAGACAUUCUGGAUAAAGAAGGAGGGGCAGAAACCCCUGCAAGCUCAGGAAGUAAUGCUCCUGUUUAUAACACUGAGUUUCAAACCUCGUUCCAAUCAGAUAACAACACAAGACCUUAUAUUUCCCUAAGUGAUAAUUCUACAGGGACAGGCUCAAUCCAUCAUCUACCACUAGUUGAUUCAAAUGAUCGAGAUUACACAUCACCUUUGAUAAUCAGACAUAUGAUUAAAAUUCCUGAGGAUGUUUAUACAACACAAAUUCAAUCUUAUAAUUAUCCCAAGGCAUAUCAUGCCCUACUAAACUAUUUGAAAACGAGGUUUACUAAAGAACAACUGAUCAAGAUUGCAGAAUUCAUGGCUGAUUAUAGACCAAGUUUCAUUGCAGCUACAAGAUCUUUAGUAGAGAUGGAUCUAUUAUUUGCCGAAAGAUCAUUUCAAAGAUCCUUAUUAGAAUAUGAAUCAAUGUCGAGUCUAAGUUCAUCACCAACAAUUAUGUGGAGAAGAACAGGUGAAAUAGUUGCAGUUAGCACUGAGUUUUCUUCAUUAACUUCUCAUACAAAGACUCAACUCUUAUCGAAAAGAACAUUUAUCAUUGAGUUGAUGAAUGAUUCUUCUGCAUUAGACUAUUUCAAACUGUUUAGUUCGGUGGCAUUUGGUGAUUUGAAUGGUGUUAUAAUCACAGAAUGUACAUUAUUGAGCCCCAAUGGUGAACCUAUUAGAUGUGCAUCAACUUGGACCGUUAAAAGAGAUGUGUUUGACAUACCGAUGUUGAUUGUUGGGCAAUUUUUACCUAUUUUGCAAGUAAGAUGA